AUGGAGCUGGGCUCUGUCACAAGCUCGUCGCGCGCUACCCACGCAGAGACGGAGAGUUCGUUCGACACCGAUAAACCUUCGCCCCAGCUGUCAAAGGAACCUUUCGAGGUCGAGGCGAUCUACCAGGAGACAGCGAAGGCGCCUGCACCCUGGCACCGAAGACUGGUCAGGAGAUUGGCUCCGAGAUACCCUCGAGUCGCCCGUGUCGUACGUUAUGUACAGGGGCCGCGCCCAAAAGUCGACCUGCCAGACCCGACGCCUUUCCUGAAUCUCACACUCUACACCGGUCGCCGCUCGCGCAGCCUCUCGCUCGAGCCAUUCCUGCGCCGGGUUACCAGACCCUUUACCAAUCCCUGGCUAUUCGUCAUCCUAGCUGCGGUGUAUAUCAUCGGGCUCGCCUUUUUUGCCCGGGCACAGUCGUUCUUGACGCCGUCGGAUUCCUUCAUUGGAUGUACCGCGACGUACUGGGGUGCCAACAAUGGUUGUGGGCUUAACGGCGAGAGCUGCGAACCGUUUACGGAUUCGACGUUCGACUUCCGCUGUCCUGCGGCGUGCAGUUCAGUCGUGUUGGAGAACCCCAGAACUGUAGGCAACAUUCAGGCCGACUACGUACCUCUCAUCGUAGGCGGAGGCGAUGCCAAUCAGACAUACAGGGGCGAUACGUUCAUUUGCGCUGCUGCGAUACAAGCUGGCCUUAUCAGCAAUUCCAAGGGCGGCUGCGCAUCUUUGGCUCUUGUCGGCAACUACACGAACUACAUACCCUUCACUGCCAAUGGGCUGACCUCCCUCGGUUUCCCCACUGCCUUCCCCCUGUCAUACCGCUUCUUGUCCAGCACGCCCUUACAUCACUGCGAGGACCUCAGAACACCUGCGCUCGCUUGGAACAUCAUCGUCACCGCUCUCGUCUUCCUUGUCCUACGCCCGAAGCCUAUCGUCACCUUCUGGUGUCUGGUUUGCAUCGGCUUCUGGCAUGUCGCGCUCUUCUCCCAACCAAUGGCGACUCCGCCUCCUCUCGAUAGCGCGUUUGGUGCCUUUCUCCCCGCACUCUUCGUCUGCUAUGCAUUUUGGCGUCUGGCAAUCCGCUUCACGCUACCCGCAUUCAGAAAGGCCCCUAUCGAGGCUUCUGUCUGGUAUCUGCCGACAUUCUGGGCUGGCGUCCUGACGAACAUCACCAUGGACAAGAUACCGAUUAAUCGCCUCGUAGCGUCGGAUCUCAGCCAGCAGCCAGGGGCAAUCACCGCGCUCAUCGUCAUCAUCAUUAUAGUGCUGGUAAUAGUCAUCAACCAGGUCCGGGUCAUACGCAAGACGGGCUGGCUACCGCACUACCUCGGAUGGUAUGUCGCUGGUGGCUUGGUCACUAUGAUCAUCGCGCUGCUGCCCGGGCUCGAGUUCCGGCUGCACCAUUACAUCAUCUCGAUGGUCCUCAUACCUGGGACGGCAUUCCCGACGCGGCUCUCCGCUAUCUACCAGGGCUUCUUGCUGGGUAUGUUUCUCAAUGGCGUCGCCGCCUGGGGCUUCGAUUCUAUCCUACAGACUGCUGCGGACCUGCAAGGCGAUGGCGCAUCGGGAUCGGCGAUGCCCUCGUUCAUCACAAACUCGACCAACUGGAACGCAUCCGUAGCGCUGCAGAACCAGACCGUCUCCUGGGCCGCGCUACCCUCUUCCGGCGGCUGGGAUGGGUUCUCCCUCAUUCUUGACGACGUGGAGCGUUAUACGGGAACGGCCCUGAACUUCUCUCUGGCUGCAUUGCAGAGCGGUCUUCCCCAUUUCUUCCGCCUAGCUUAUACGAGCUCAGACACAACAGGUGACUACACUAUGCCCGCAACCUUAUGGCCGAAUGGGACAUGGGUCGAUCCUCUGCCUGGGACAUCUACAUGA
This is a messenger RNA of Rhodofomes roseus, 1878 nucleotides long. RefSeq lists its product as uncharacterized. The record is from RefSeq and is a predicted model, not a curated record. Bases 1 to 1878 code for a protein of 625 amino acids. The transcript has 5 exons. Lineage: Eukaryota; Fungi; Basidiomycota; Agaricomycetes; Polyporales; Fomitopsidaceae.